Messenger RNA from Aspergillus melleus, 1401 nucleotides. Its product is annotated as FAD-binding oxidoreductase. The transcript has 3 exons. The record is from RefSeq and is a predicted model, not a curated record. Gene Ontology annotation, molecular function: oxidoreductase activity; FAD binding. NCBI's taxonomy places the organism in Eukaryota, Fungi, Ascomycota, Eurotiomycetes, Eurotiales, Aspergillaceae. The coding region runs from base 1 to 1401 and encodes 466 amino acids.
AUGACUAUUUCCGACACAGCUCUUCAAGGGCUCCGUGGUUCCCUCGCCUCUUCCACUAUCUACACACCCUCAGACCCUGGCUACCAGGAAAGUCUGCGUCGAUGGUCCGACACGGGCGUUAAACAGGCGGGCGUAGUGGUCCAGCCCACUGAAACUGCCGAUGUCCGCACCGCCCUUCUCUGGGCCCAAGAGCACACUCUCGAUUUCGCUGUCAAAGGAGGCGGUCACUCCGUCUCCGGCACCAGUUCCAGCGAAGGCGGCCUGGUGAUCGAUCUCUCGCGCAUGAACCAUGUCACCGUGCACGAGGAGUCCAAGACCCUUACCGUGCAAGGCGGUGCCGUGUGGAAAGACGUCGACGAAAAAGCCGCUCAGUACGGCCUCGCCGCCGUCGGUGGAACCGUCAACCACACCGGUGUCGGUGGCCUCACCCUCGGCGGUGGUUACGGCUGGCUAAGUGGCAUGUACGGCCUCACGAUCGACAACCUCCUCGCUGCGACGGUCGUCCUGCCUAACGGUGAGAUCGUCACCGCGUCGGAAUCCUCCCAUCCGGAUCUCUUCUGGGGUCUGCGUGGCGCCGGCUACAACUUCGGCGUCGCCGUCGACUUCACCUUCCAAGGCUACGAGCAGACUAAUCCCGUCUACUCGGGUAUUGUUUCCUUCGGGCCCGAGCAACUCGAGUCCGUCAUCUCCGCGUUGAACAAACAAAUGGAGAAUCCGGACCCCAAGGCCGGAGUGAUGUGCAUUCUCGCGCAACCCCCGGGCGCACCUACUCUCAUGGUGAACGUGCUCGUCUUCUACAACGGCAGCCAAGAAGAGGGUGAAUCGCGCUUCGCGGAGCUCCUUGCCCUCGAACCCGUCGCCAACAUGAUCUCCAUGAUCCCGUACUCGCAGCUGAACUCGCUCCAAAACCCCAUGGCGACCUACGGCGACCGCAAGACCUUCAAGGGCCUGUUCUUCCAGACACCGUUGGACGCUGGGUUCCUGCGCACUGUACUCGAUGACCUGAAUGCGAAGAACGACGCGUAUCCUGAUCUCAUCCCCGCUCUACUGCUCGAGUGGUAUGAUAUGCGGAAGACGUGCAGUGUGCCGUUGGACGCGACAGCGUUCGCGAACCGCAGUGCGACGCAGAACGGACUGUUGAAUUUGAGGUGGUCCGGCACGGAGAUGGAUGGAACGCAUCGCGCGUGGGCGCGCGAGAUUCAGGCCAGCUUCAAGGGCGAGUUUGAGAGGGUGCAUGGAAAGGGAGGCGAGGAUGAGGAUGUGCCGCAGUACAUUAACUAUGCGGAGCCCGGUGACGCGGUCGUCAAUAACAUCUACGGUCAAAACCUCCAGAGGCUUAGGGACGUGAAGAAACGAUAUGACCCCGGGAAUGUAUUCAAUAAGAUGCACCCGAUCGUGUAA